AUGUCCUACAAAACGAUUACAAAUGAUGAGUGUAAAAAGGUGAUGACUCAAUUGACCGACACGGAGAUCUGUGCAUUGGAGCGGUUCGGCAAAGGAGCGUGUAAUGGUGACUCUGGUGGUCCGCUGGUGAUGGAGAAUGGUGAUAGCUUGAAGCAGGUUGGCGUGGUUUCCUAUGGUACGGCGCUUUGUGCAUCUAAUAAUCCAGAUGUUUACACUCGUGUGUCUAUAUUUGAUGAGUGGAUUAAAGAGCGCCUGGCUUGAAAGAAAGUUCUAGUUUGUAACCUUUUGAAAUGGAAUUGAAUUAAACUUUUUGGAUCAACUAUUUUAAAAUUAUUAUAUUUUUUGUCUCUGCAACAGAACUGUUUAUAAAACUAUAUAAUUAAUGAUCUAUGGAUUUAUGUUAUUACUUCUAUUCAUAUAUCGACGGUGGGUUGAAAGAUUGCCCUAUCUCGGCUGCCGGUUCAAAAACGCGCUAUCUCAGCAAAUGGCUCAAGCACGCCCUAUUUGAGAAUUUGGUUGAAGAACGCUCUAUCU
Molecule: messenger RNA, 534 nt
Organism: Rhagoletis zephyria (snowberry fruit fly)
Lineage: Eukaryota; Metazoa; Arthropoda; Insecta; Diptera; Tephritidae
Product: chymotrypsin-1-like
Biological process (GO): proteolysis
Molecular function (GO): serine-type endopeptidase activity
Source: RefSeq, a predicted model, not a curated record